AUGGCUUCUCAAUCCACUGCCCCCGAGGCUGCAGCUGCCGCUGUGAAGUCCGAGUCUACAAACAAUAAUGCCUCCCAAGGUCGUCCUGGCCGGUUCUCUAGGCCCAAUUACAGACAAAUUCACCGUUUCCCUCUUCCUCUCAGUGUGCAUCCUCUUCCUCCUUUAAUACCACAUAACCCUCUGUCCAUCGUCAGCGUGCUACUCUCGUAUUUGACAUACUUGAUUGCUCCCCCACACGAUGAAGUCUACUCGGCCUACUUUGAUUCCGAGACAUCAUCCGUUCAUGUUACAGAUGCCAAAGCUAUCCGAGCAUUGUGGGAGAUGGGCUUCUUCGGUAAAGGAAGUUUGAGUCGAAGCGAGCCUAGUUGGAUGGAACGGGAGAAGAAGAGGAGAGGAUUACUCGGUGGUGUUACAAGUGAAGAGGUUACGCGUCAGCGAAGAACCGAGCGUCGUGAGUUGAAAUUAGAGAGAGCAAGGAUGGAAAAACUAGCUAUCGAACAGAGACUCAUGGCGGAAGCUGCCGCGAGGGAAGCCGGCAACACAUCGAUUGAUCAGUCGGCUUUGCCACCAUCCGCAGAUGGUGUCACUAGUAGUAUACCUCCUGCUACAGAGAAGUUUUCCCUGAGGAAGGCUAGGGAGGCUAAAUUGUCUGAGUCACAACGACCGGUAGCACAAACGGAGGGAGCAGAUACCCCCAACGCCCCUGAUAUCUCUCCCUCCAACGGGAGCAAAACUAAUGAAGAACACCUUCAACUGUCUAACGAGGAGGCUUUCUUUCUGGUAUACGGUCUUGGCGCUCUACAGAUCGUCGAUGGCAAACGAAAUGCCGUUUUGUCCCCCCCUUCUUUACUGUCUCGGUUCUGUCAGCAUUCAUACUGCCCUCCUCGUGGUCUUUCAUCCAAUUUAGAACCGGACGAUCCUUUCAUGAUAUCCUACAUUGUGUAUCACCACUUUCGGUCUCUUGGAUGGGUUGUGCGCUCCGGAGUGAAAUUCGGAGUGGACUACCUCCUCUACAAUCGCGGGCCUGUCUUCUCGCAUGCAGAGUUUGCAGUUGUGAUCAUACCAUCAUUUGAGCACCCUUACUGGUCCGAGACCGAGGAGAGGAAGGCUCAUUGUGCUAGGAAACAGGCGCGCAGCUGGUGGUGGCUCCAUUGCGUUAACCGAGUGCAAGCUCAGGUGAAGAAGAGCCUAGUGGUCUGCUACGUGGAUGUCCCACCGCCUUUGUUCGGAGAAGCCAAUGCUCCGUCAGAGGAUAUCGGCGCUCUUCUUGCCCGUUAUACAGUACGAGAGAUGUUGAUCAGGCGAUGGGUGCCAAACCGGACUCGGGACUAG
Aspergillus oryzae RIB40 is the source of this 1332-nucleotide messenger RNA. RefSeq names its product tRNA splicing endonuclease subunit SEN2 (gene sen2). Gene Ontology annotation, molecular function: tRNA-intron lyase activity; nucleic acid binding. Gene Ontology annotation, cellular component: tRNA-intron endonuclease complex. The transcript is spliced from 2 exons. The record is from RefSeq and is a predicted model, not a curated record. NCBI's taxonomy places the organism in Eukaryota, Fungi, Ascomycota, Eurotiomycetes, Eurotiales, Aspergillaceae. Bases 1 to 1332 code for a protein of 443 amino acids. Gene Ontology annotation, biological process: tRNA-type intron splice site recognition and cleavage; tRNA splicing, via endonucleolytic cleavage and ligation.